UUUCUCAACUAACAGAGCCCGGAACGAAAAGCCUUUUCUCUACCUAAUGAGGGAUGUAUCACUGUUGCAGCUGCAGGCUUUGAGCACCUGAAGGGCUUCUACAUAGAGAUCUACAGGUUUUCAGGGACCUCCCCAGAGCCGACGUUUUACUGCAGAGUGUUUGACUUCUCCCAAAACAACUUCACUUCCCAGGAUUACAAGCUGAAUUUCAAGAAGAAAAUGGUCGGAUUCCCCGGUGGCACCAACUUCCUGUAUCGCAUGGAGAUGUACACGUUGCCAAUGUCAUCUGAAUCCAAGUCCAGGAUCGCGUUAUUUACUCUUCAACCGGUGCAAGAUGGUACAUCCACGGCAUUUUGGUCUGCAUCAGUCUCCUACGAGAUGCGGACCCUGACAGACCCCGCUGACAUCACAGUGCAGUUCAGUCUGGCUCCCAGCGAGUACAACUUCCGGAAAUACAGCGUCGAGCUCGUCGGCGACCAUGACGACAAAAAUGUCCUCAUCGGCUGCGAGGUUGACACUCUGGGUGAUUAUUCAUGCCAGGGAAUAAACAACCUCAAGCCUCCUGCAGGUGCCAGUACUGUCACCCAUACGUUCCACGACCUGGGGCCUGGUUCAUACAGAGUGUGG
Messenger RNA from Haliotis rubra (blacklip abalone), 627 nucleotides. RefSeq lists its product as uncharacterized. The record is from RefSeq and is a predicted model, not a curated record. NCBI's taxonomy places the organism in Eukaryota, Metazoa, Mollusca, Gastropoda, Lepetellida, Haliotidae. The annotation marks the transcript as partial. The transcript is spliced from 4 exons.